This is a messenger RNA of Sugiyamaella lignohabitans, 867 nucleotides long. RefSeq names its product homoisocitrate dehydrogenase (gene LYS12). The transcript has a single exon. The coding region runs from base 1 to 867 and encodes 288 amino acids. Gene Ontology annotation, biological process: isocitrate metabolic process; tricarboxylic acid cycle. Gene Ontology annotation, cellular component: mitochondrion. The record is from RefSeq and is a predicted model, not a curated record. Gene Ontology annotation, molecular function: NAD binding; isocitrate dehydrogenase (NAD+) activity; magnesium ion binding. NCBI's taxonomy places the organism in Eukaryota, Fungi, Ascomycota, Dipodascomycetes, Dipodascales, Trichomonascaceae.
AUGGCAUUAAAAUUUCACGUUCUAACUAAUAUUCAGGCUGGUCGUAAAAUCCUCGAGAACUUGCCCAAGGAGGAUGGUUUGGACUUUGAAUUUGUCAACCUCGAUGCUGGUUUCGAACUUUUUAAGAGUACUGGUGUAGCUCUUCCUGAUAAGACUGUGGAGAUCUUGAAGAACGAGUGUGAUGGUGGUUUGUUUGGUGCUGUCAGCUCUCCUUCUAAGAAGGUCGAAGGUUACUCUUCUCCCAUUGUUGCCCUUCGUAAGAAGCUUGGUUUAUAUGCCAAUGUCCGUCCAGUUAAGUCGGUUGCCAAGCUUGACAAACCUUGUGAUUUGGUCAUUGUCCGUGAAAACACUGAGGACUUAUAUAUUAAGGAAGAGCGUAUUUUCGAUGCUGCUGACGGUACCAAGGUGGCCGAGGCUAUCAAGAGAAUCUCUCAAACCGCCAGUGAGAGAAUUGGUGCUAUCGCAUUCAAAUUGGCCAUUCAACGACAAAAGGCUCGUGAGUUGAACCCCGGUUCUUCUCUCCACAAGAGCCCUCUUGUCACCAUCACCCACAAGUCCAAUGUCCUUAGUGUUUCUGAUGGUCUCUUCCGUCAAACCAUCAAAGACCUCUACGAGGCCAAGAGGGACUCGUUUGAAGCCGACCUUCACAUCAACGAACAGAUUGUGGACUCCAUGGUCUACAAGCUCUUCCGUGAUCCUGAGAUCUUCGAUGUGGUUGUCGCUCCCAAUCUUUAUGGAGAUAUUUUGAGUGAUGGAGCUGCUGCUCUUGUUGGUUCACUUGGUGUUGUCCCCAGUGCCAAUGUUGGUGAUGAUUUCGUUAUUGGUGAGCCAUGUCACGGAAGUGCUCCUGAUAUUGAGGGAAAGUAA